Messenger RNA from Cucumis sativus (cucumber), 2801 nucleotides. Its product is annotated as DEAD-box ATP-dependent RNA helicase 28. The record is from RefSeq and is a predicted model, not a curated record. Gene Ontology annotation, molecular function: ATP binding; nucleic acid binding; RNA helicase activity. Bases 261 to 2462 code for a protein of 733 amino acids. NCBI's taxonomy places the organism in Eukaryota, Viridiplantae, Streptophyta, Magnoliopsida, Cucurbitales, Cucurbitaceae. The transcript has 20 exons.
AGGUUAGAACUUUCAAUUUGAAGUUCAAGCUCACGCCGCUUCUCUGACUCACACUAUCGUCCCGGCCUCUCAUCUCACGCCGUCGCCGGCGUUCUAUCGUCCCUCCUUUCUCAGUCUUCGGCGUUGGUCUCCGAUCAUCUCUCCUUCUCAGAAGUUUCCGAUCGUCGCUCGCCCUUGGCUCACUCUCACCCUUGCGUUGGGUUGCCGCCGGCUACCCUACUUUGUUCAAGAUUUAGAAAGUCCGAAAAACAAAGGUCACCAUGGCUCUGAGCUUCGUUUUCGAACCACCCAGCGACGAGGAAAUUGAUCUCUCCGAAGAAGAACAACAACAAGAACAAGCAGAUCAAGGAGGAGAAGAGGAGGAAGAUGAACCUCUUUCUCGCCAUCGUACUGAGUCUCCUUGGGAUUUUGCCUCGUACUCCGAGUCAGUGGCUGAUGAACAUGCUCGUAGAAGCACUACUUCUGUUGAUUUCAAAAUCUCCAAAUUGCUUGAAAAUCGCUCUGCAAACUUCACUCCUACUGCUGAUGAUGAUGGUCAAAGUUCGGAAGAAGAAUCUGAUAGACAAGAAGAUUAUAGACCGGAAGAUGAUGAUGAUGGAACUAGUAAUGCUGGUGACAGUACGUCGUUUUUUGCGCCUUCUGAUGGGGCUUCCUUUCAUGCCAAUUCAUUCAUGGAGCUCAAUUUGUCGCGCCCUCUGAUUCGAGCAUGUGAGGCUUUGGGAUAUGCAAAGCCAACGCCAAUUCAGGCGGCCUGUAUACCGUUGGCAUUGACUGGACGAGAUAUAUGCGGAAGUGCUAUUACUGGUUCUGGGAAGACUGCGGCCUUUUCACUACCUACUUUGGAGAGGUUACUAUAUCGGCCAAAACGUGAUCGGGCAAUAAGAGUUCUAAUUCUUACUCCCGCUAGAGAAUUGGCAAUCCAAGUUCACAGUAUGAUAGAGAAACUUGCUCAAUUUACUGAUAUCAGAUGUUGCCUGAUCGUUGGUGGGCUUUCAAGAAAGGAGCAAGAGGCUGCCUUAAGAUCAAUGCCUGAUGUUGUUGUGGCAACUCCAGGACGCAUGAUCGAUCAUCUACGCAAUUCCAUGUCCGUAGAUUUGGAUGAUUUGGCAGUUUUAAUACUGGAUGAGGCAGAUCGUCUUUUAGAACUUGGAUUUAGUGCUGAAAUUCGUGAAUUGGUUCGUCUUUGUCCAAAGAGGAGGCAGACAAUGUUGUUUUCUGCUACCAUGACGGAAGAAGUUAACGAGCUUAUCAAGCUUUCCUUGACUAAACCAUUGCGCCUCUCAGCUGACCCAGCUACCAAGAGGCCAAAAACAUUGACAGAAGAGGUGGUCAGAUUACGUAGAAUGCGUGAGGUGAAUCAAGAAGCUGUCCUCCUAUCUUUGUGCUCAAAGACAUUUACUUCUAAAGUUAUUGUAUUUAGUGGAACCAAACAAGCUGCUCAUAGGCUAAAGAUUUUAUUUGGAUUAGCUGGUUUUAAAGCUGCUGAACUUCAUGGAAAUCUUACCCAAGUUCAACGUCUUGAUGCCUUGGAACUUUUCAGGAAACAGCAAGUUGAUUUUCUUAUUGCUACUGAUGUGGCUGCUCGGGGACUGGAUAUUAUUGGUGUUGAAACUGUUAUAAACUUUGCAUGCCCUCGUGAUCUCACCAGCUAUGUUCAUCGAGUGGGUCGUACUGCAAGAGCUGGAAGAGAAGGAUAUGCUGUUACGUUUGUGACUGACAAUGAUCGAUCCCUUUUGAAAGCCAUAGCUAAGAGAGCUGGUUCCAAGUUGAAGAGCAGAAUUGUGGCUGAGCAAUCAAUAAAAAAGUGGUCUGAAAUAAUUGAACAAAUGGAAGACCAAGUGACUGCGAUUCUUCGGGAAGAAAGGGAAGAGAGAGCUCUAAGGAAAGCUGAGAUGGAAGCUACAAAGGCAGAAAACAUGAUUGUUCAUCAGGAAGAAAUAUUUUCACGCCCUAAAAAGACCUGGUUUAUAACUGACAGGGAGAAAAGGCUUGUGGCAAAAGCAGCCAAGGCAUCUCUGGAAAAAGGAAAGACUUCUGGGAAUGAGGCCGUAAGUGCUCAACAAGCGGAAGAAGAAAAGAUGAAAGAAAAAAGGAAGCGUGAGCGUGAGAAAGAUUUGCCAAGAAAGAAGCGUAGAAAAUUGGAGGCAGCUAGAGAAAUGUUGGAGGAGGAGAAGCAAAAUGACAAAACAGGAGGUGGAUUAUCACUGAUGAAACUUGCCUACCGUCGGGCAAAAGCAGUAAAGGCUGUGAAAAGGGCAGUUGACUCAGGCAAGAUUGUGAAGAAACAAAAUCAGAAAACUAAGAAGUCUUCCCAUAGAACUCAGUCAAGAUCGGAAGAGAUGCGAGAGAUGUUCCAAAGCGAUAUGAGCGAGCAGAAGCAGAAACGACGUGGCAGUGGCGGUUUUGGAAAGAAAAAGUCUAAACAUUCUUUCAAAAGCAAGUCAAGGUACAAGCGUAAAUAGAGAUUCUGAUCGGAAGUCGAUUGGCCUUUAUUUGCUCGGGAUGGCUGCAACUUUGAGUUUGCAAUCUACCUUCCUUGCAACAGUUUUGAUAGCAGAUGGGGAAGAGGAGCUGCACUUUUAUACUCCAAAAUUAUGAAUGGUUGUAUCGUUUAUUUUUUCCCCUAAUAGUUCAUUGCUUUCGGUUGUGAUGUGCAUUGAAAGUCAAUGCACCAUUCAACUUUGAAGCAUAACAUAGUAACACUGGAUUUAUUUGAAGAGUAUACUACUAGGACGUGUAUUAUCAAAGUAUAAUUUCUUUAUAAAAGUUAGGUUAUGUUAUUUAGUAUAUAUUGAUGUUAA